Molecule: messenger RNA, 1308 nt
Organism: Tinamus guttatus (white-throated tinamou)
Lineage: Eukaryota; Metazoa; Chordata; Aves; Tinamiformes; Tinamidae
Source: RefSeq, a predicted model, not a curated record
AUGGCGACCCGCGCCGGCAGCGUUCCCGGCUUUAAAAAUCUGACAGCCGAGCGCGGCCGAAGGUGGCUCCUAGAAAUGGUCCAGGGGGAUGUUGCAGUCCCUGAGGAGCUCUCCGGGUGCAAUGGCCUCCAGCGGCACGCGGGCUGCCCCUGCGUCACCGCCUCCAUGGACGACAUCUACUUCGAGCACACCAUCAGCGUUGGGCAAGUGGUCAACAUCGAAGCCAAGGUGAACCGAGCCUUUAACUCCAGCAUGGAGGUGGGCAUCCAGGUGAGCCACGAGGACCUCUGCAGCGGGCGGCAGUGGAGCAUGUGCAAGGCGUACGCCACCUUCGUGGCGCAGGGCUCGGCCAGCGGCAAGGUGAAGCUGAAGACGCUGAUCCCGCAGCAGGAGGAGGAGCAGAUCAUGGAGGUGGGCGUCUGCGCCGAGGCGUACGGGCAGGAGAUGGCCACGAGCCGGCGCCACAUCAACAGCGCCUUCAUGACCUUCGUGGUGCUGGACGACGAGGGCCGGCCCCGCGCGCUGCCGCUGCUCGCGCCCGAGCCCGAGGAUGGAGAGAGGAGGUACAGAGAAGCCAGCGCCAGGCAGAAGAUUCGGCUGGACAGGAAAUACAUCGUGUCCUGCAGGCAGUCCGAGGUGCCGCUCUCCGUGCCCUGGGACCAAAGCAACAAGGUUUAUCUGAGCUACAACAAUGUCUCUGCACUGAAGACUCUGGUGGCGAAAUCAAACUGGGUCCUUGCCAGAGAAAAGGAGAAGGUGAGGAUGUACACGCUGGAGGAGGACCAGUUCCUCUCCUUCCGCAUGGAGAUCACGGCCCGCAUCUCGGCGGCGCAGGCCUUCUCCCUGCUGUCCGACCUGCGGCGGCGGCACGAGUGGGACAGCCACUAUGUGAGCGCCGAGCUGGUGCAGCAGGUGGACCAGGACGACGCCAUCUACCACGUGGUGAGCCGCACGCCCAACCUGGAGAACAAGCCGCAAGACUUGGUCAUCCUGGCGUCCCGGCGCAAGCCCUGCGACAAGGGGGACCCCUACGUGGUGGCCUUCCGCUCGGUGACGCUGCCCACGCACCCUCCCACCCCUGCCUUCACACGCAGCGAGACGCUGUGCUCGGGCUUCUGCGUUUGGCCGGAGACGGAGGAGAUGAGCAAGGUGGCCUACUACAACCAGGCCACACCAGCCUACCUCAAGUAUGUGACCACCAACAUCGUGGGCCUCUCCUCCAACUUCUACGCCACCUUCAUGGCCUGCGAGAAGUUCCUGCUACGGGACAACCUCAUCCUGCGGCUCCAGGAUCUCUAGCGGUCCCUG